Molecule: messenger RNA, 2697 nt
Organism: Scatophagus argus
Lineage: Eukaryota; Metazoa; Chordata; Actinopteri; Scatophagidae
Gene: angptl4
Product: angiopoietin-like 4
Exons: 7
Coding region: 140-1549 (469 amino acids)
Biological process (GO): triglyceride homeostasis
Molecular function (GO): enzyme inhibitor activity
Source: RefSeq, a predicted model, not a curated record
AGUAGUGCUGUGACUCUUGAGCCGGGAGACUGAGCUCACAAAUCCAAGUCUGGACAACAGGACAGGACACUGCACACUUCUGCAACAGGAAAAUAUACUAGUUAAAGCAAGCUUUCAACAGUUUAGGAUAAACACAGCUAUGAAGACAACACUGGCAACUCUGACUCUCUGCCUGGUGGUGCUCAUGGCCACAGGUUUCCCUUUCGAGAGGAAAGGGGCCUCAUCCUCCGGCACUGCUGCCAAGGAGAAGCGUGUACAGUACGCGGCUUGGGAUGAUGUAAAUGUCAUUGCCCAUGGCCUGCUGCAGCUGGGCCAGGGCCUGAAGGAGCAUGUGGACAAAACCAAACUUCAGAUGAGGGACAUUUCCAGCAAGCUGAAGGUCUUCAAUCGCACUGUGACCGAACUGGGGAAGGAAAGCCAGAGGCUGCGAGUGGAGGGGGAUGCCCUGAAAGCUCGUGUCCAGGGGCUGGAGGACAGAGAGAGCCAGCUGCUGAAUGUCACCGCCGAGUUGAGGGAGAAGGCUGAAGAGAUGCAGCAGGAGAAGAGGACGAUGAGUGAGAGAAUGAGCCGGCUGGAGAACAGGGUGGACAGCAUGCUGCAGGGAGACGCGGUGCUGCCUGAUGCUGGUGCCAAGAACAACAGCGAUGUCCGCAGCAUCCAGCUGAUGCUGGAGGCUCAGAACAGACGCAUCGAUGACCUGAUGGAGCGGAUCAGACUCCAGCAGGAGAAGCUGGACAAGCAGAAUGUGCGCAUCAGGACGCUGCAAAGUCAGGUCCAACAGUCACGACAGCGACCUGCACCCCCGAGGAGCAGCAACGCGGACGCCUCUGUGCAAAGCGGCGGCGCGGAGCAACACGACUCUCCAGUCGAGGUGGCAUCAGACUGUCAUGAGCUCUUUCUGAGAGGAGAGACCACCAGUGGAAUCUACACCAUCCAGCCACUGAAUGCAGAGCCCUUUAAAGUCUUCUGUGAGAUGACAGCUGAUGGUGGGUGGACAGUGAUACAAAGACGGCAAGAUGGCUCAGUGGACUUUGACCAGCUAUGGGAGGCCUACGAACAGGGCUUUGGCGGCCUGAAUGGGGAGUUCUGGCUGGGUCUGCAAAAGAUCCACUCCAUCACUAAAGACAGUGGCUACAUCCUCAACAUCAAGCUUUCUGACUGGAAUGGUGACUUAGCAUCUGUCCGUCUUCCCUUCCAUCUGGGUGGAGAGGAAACCAAGUAUUCACUCCAAAUUCAGAAGGCUGACUCUUUCAGCACUUUGGAGAGUUCACUGGGGACUGAUGCCACCGCUGGCCUGCCUUUUUCCACCCGCGAUCAAGACAACGACCAGAAAUCUGACACCAACUGCGCCAAGCACCUCUCUGGUGGCUGGUGGUUCAGCAACUGCGGUCACUCCAACCUAAACGGUAGAUACAUCCAGAGUCCUCCUCCCAAGCACAGACACCAGAGGAAGCAGGGCAUCUUCUGGAAGACCUGGCGGGGGCGCUACUAUCCUCUGAAGUACAGCAUGAUGAUGAUCGCACCUGCUGCAAUCCAAAGCAAGUCAUAAAGAAUAGAGGGAGACUGAAAUAAAAAAAAAGUCGAAACAAAGCAAAGGGGUACAAAGAAGUAGAUUUUGGAUUAUUCUUUCUUCUUCUUGGUGCUUAGUCAUUGAGGCAGUGGUUUUCAUCUUCACUGGUUGUCUUCCUGCAAGAAAGACCUCAUACCAGAAGCCAAGCCCUCAACGCUGAAGCAAAGAGAAAGAGGUUCAGGUGUUCAUUGCUCUGUUAUCCGAGAGCAGAUUCUUUCCCUGCAAUGUUGAGCGACAGACGGAAAAACAGAAAACAUGCAGUGGAAACUUCUUUAUAUGUUGUACCUUUGAAGUUGCAGGGUUCCCUAGACAGGAGAGCAACAUAGAGCGAGUCCCGGCUUGUCCACUGUGGUGUAAGCCACAAAGGAUUUUCAACAAGUCGAGACGCAUCACCAGACGUGGUAUCAAAUAUGCAUGCAUGAUGUUUUAAUGUGGUUCUGUGGCAAGAAAACAGCACUGUCAGCUCAAGAGCAGCUUGAGAAUUGCUAUAAAGCACGCAUGCAGGACUGAAAGUCAGGCUGAUUAAGCAAGCCUUUUAAACCCAAUGGUGCGGACCAAAUGGUGACUUAAUUAAAACAAAGAGCCAUUUUCCACAUGAACAUGAUGAGAUUAGUGUUCCAAGCAUUAUGUAAGGUUAUAAAUCACUGUAAACUAGGAUUACGAUGCAGAAAUUGUGUUAAGACUGAUGUUGGAAAAGCAAUUUGUGGGGCACUGAAGACGGUUUCAGCCUUUUGUACAAUAUGUUUUCUGCCUGCAGUUUUGAACCAAAUUAAGUAUAUUAUUCACUAACUACUUUUUCUGUGGAGAUGCUGAUGAUUUUAAGUCAUAUUGACUUCUUUUAAGAUGAGAGACAUGGUUUUGUACAUAGUGUAUGAAGGAAUGUCAUCUGUCUUUACAGAUGUAUAACUGUAACUGAUUUGUUGUGGCAUUAUCUGUUGUCCUCAUGUGUUUGCUUUUGUAGACGUUCCCUUUUCUUAUUUAAAUACUGUAAAGAAUCAAUAUAUUUCCGGUGCUACCUGUUUGUAAUUUAUAUUGUCUUUGUUGUGUUUACCGAAUGUAAAAAUGUUUUUUAAAAGAAAAUAACCAUUUUGGCCACACUGAGCCAAUAAAAUUGACUUUAACUAAGA